GAAAGGGGGGCAUACUAGCCGAUGACAUGGGCCUUGGUAAAACUAUCCAGGUGAUCUCUUUCCUGUCUGGCAUGUAUGAUGCUGAGCUGGUGAAACACACGCUGAUCGUUAUGCCAACUUCACUUAUCAUAAACUGGACCAAAGAGUUUGCCAAGUGGACCCCUGGGAUGAGGGUCAAGGAGUUUCACGGUACAAGGAAAGCGGAGCGAAUCAGACAAUUGGAUAAAAUUCAGAGGAGAGGCGGAGUGAUCAUUACCACAUACCAAAUGCUGAUCAAUAACUGGCAGCAGCUGGCAUCUUAUAACGGCAAAGAGUUCAAAUGGGACUACUUGAUUUUGGACGAAGCACACAAGAUAAAAACAACAUCAACUAAAACAGCAAAGAGCGCAUAUGCCGUCCCAGCCCGAAACCGGAUCCUUUUAACCGGCACGCCUGUCCAGAACAACCUGAGAGAAAUGUGGGCCCUGUUUGACUUCGCCUGCCAAGGGGCUCUCCUGGGUACAGCUAAAACUUUCAAAACAAUGUAUGAGAACCCCAUCACACGUGCCAGAGAAAAGGACGCCACGCCAGGGGAGAAAGCUCUGGGACUGAAAAUGUCUGAAACUCUGAUUACCAUGAUAAGCCCCUAUUUCCUCCGCAGGACCAAAGCCGAACUGCAGAAGAGGAAACAGAAAGGCAAAGAGGUCAGUGAGGAGACAGGGGUGUGUGAGGCCAAUCAACAAAUUGAAGCUAAAGCCGUCAUGCCGACGCUAACAAGGAAGAAUGACCUCAUUGUCUGGACUUACCUGAGUGCAGUGCAGGAGGCUAUCUAUCGACAGUUCCUUUCUCUUGACCACAUCAAAGAGCUCCUGAUGACCACCAGAUCGCCCCUGGCUGAGCUAAAUGUCCUCAAGAAACUCUGUGACCACCCAAGGCUCCUUUCUGCUGCCGCAGUGACUAAACUGGGCUUGGAGGAGACCGCUGCUGAAAGCCAACAGGAUGUUGAUAGAGAAUUAGAUUCUCACAGUAUCGGCAACAUACCCGAUGAAGCACUGAUAUCAGAGUCUGGAAAGCUUGUGUUUCUGAUCUCGCUUCUCGAGAGGCUCAAACAGGAAGGUCACCGCACUCUUGUCUUUGCACAUUAUAAGAAGGUGCUGGACAUUAUGCAGCGUGUGCUGGUGAACAGAGGCUUCAAGGUAAUGAGGAUGGAUGGGACCAUAACCCAGCUAGCUGAGAGAGAGAGGCUCAUCUCGCUGUUCCAGGAAGACAAACGGUACUCAGUCUUUCUACUGACCACCCAGGUAGGCGGGGUUGGUAUCACCCUGACUGCAGCCAAUCGAGUGGUGAUCUUUGACCCCAGCUGGAACCCAGCCACAGAUGCCCAGGCAGUCGACAGAGCUUACCGCAUUGGCCAAACGGAAAAUGUGGUCAUCUACAGACUGAUCACCUGCGGGACGGUGGAGGAGAAGAUCUAUAGGCGGCAGGUGUUCAAAGACUCUCUGAUUAGACAGAUGACUGGAGACAAGAAGAAUCCAUUUCGCUACUUCAGUAAACAGGAGCUGAAGGAGCUGUUUAUGCUGGAGGACACACGGUCCUCAACCACCCAGCAGCAGCUACAGUCUCUGCACUCCAGACACCGAAGGACAGAUCCUGAGCUGGAUGAACACAUCGCCCAUCUCCACUCCCUGGAGAUGUUUGGAAUCUCUGAUCAUGACCUCAUCUACUCGCUUGACACCAACAAUCACGACGAUGCCCCCCAAAACCAGGCAUCGCACCAGUACAUCAAGGGGAGGGUGCACAAAGCCCAAGAGCUGAUGAAGGCCGAGUCUGAGUUAAACAUGCAGUUGAUGGAGCGCAUGUCAUUGAGCACUGAACCGGCCUGGCUCAGACAACCAGUUCAGCCCAAUGGAGAGAGAUCAAAUGAGAAGAAGCCACGAAAAACAAGACCCAGCCCAUCCCUUCUACAUGAUGAUGAUUUCAACAAGUCGUCUGUUCUGAUGGAUCUGAACCAGUCUGCUUCAGACUUGGAAAACAAUCAACAGAACCAAAGAAACGGGUUUGUUGAUCUAACUGAUGAAGACAAAAGUCUGACUGAAAAACCAUUGGCUUUAGAGGUUAGUCAGGACAAUGUGGAAGCGAUUAAUUCGUCCAAGGAGGAACAAAGUGUCUUGGCGAUAGAAAACGUGUCUGUGCAGGAGAUGGAGGAUGUCGCUGUCACUGCGGAGGGCAACAUCAGUUUGGAUUAUAUUCCAUCAGCAGGAAUUUCGCCCUUAAAACGUGACGACACUCAGAUUGCAGAGGUCAGUGUGGACACGAAGAUGCCCUGUGUUCCAUCACUUCUGAGUCAAAGAGACUCAGCAUUACUGAUGCCUAACACCAGCAAAAAGGCUGAAACAUCCUCAAACAUCAGUGCAGGGCUUGAGUCUUUUGAAGGCAACUUCAAUUUGCAUCUGGAAGACAGUGACAUGUUUACAGGAUGCAACAUAAUCGAUGAACAUGAAACAGAGUCUCAGGAAAGAAAGUUGCUGUCCCAGUUACAGAUGGAGGGAAGUUUUGAUAUCGAAAAAUCCCUCUCAGACAGACGAGCUGACAUCCAGCUCAGCCAAAUCCUUGAUUGCUCCCAAAUCAAUGACUCAGACGGAACAAUGGAGAACUUCUAUAUAACCACAAAGAAGAAAAGGGCUGCAGUAAUUUAUGAUAGCGAGGAAGAAGAAGAUCAGGAGCAAUUGGUGACCAGCCAAUUGGACAUCUCUAUCCAAGCGUUGGGAGCCUCCACCCCCAAGUCAUUUCACCGUGAAGCGUCUACUCUGAAGGGCCGUAAAAGUGUGGGAGGGAAUACUUCUGUGGCCUCCCGGGUUUCCUUCAUCCAGUCUCUAAUGGAAGACAUAGAGAACCCAGAGGACGACCACAGUGGUGAUGAUGACUAUUGUGACGGUAUUUCAGAGGACCAUUCUCACGUUACCAACAGAGAUGAUGUCUGUAGUUCUCAUGAUAAGCUUGAAUUGGAGGAGACCAACAGGGAGAUGCUAAACACGGAGGACAAGGAGGAGGGAGAAGAUGCCACUGGGUUGAUGGAAUCUACUGCGGAGUCAGGUUCAGGAGAGGAAUUGGGUAGUAAUUUCCGGGAAUCGACCAGUGACAUCGAAUUAGCCUCUGAUGAAAGAGUGGAACAGUACACAGUUUGCACAGCAGCCAAAUCAGACACAGCAACAGACGCCUCCUGCAUGUCCUCCCCGUCUCCCCCAGAGGGUGACAGUUAUGACUCCUUGGUCAGAAAAGGGAAGCAGUUUUAUUGUGAGGGGAAACUAGACAAAGCCCUGGAAUGCUUUUUAAGAGCGAUUGACAUAAAAUCCGGCGAUCCCGAAAUUCAACUCAUGACCAUCCAGCUGUAUCGGCAGCUGACUCGGGAAUAAAUCCUGCAGUCACUUUCCCUUUACAGGCAGUGUGCUGUACCGACGUGGCCCGAACAGCCAGCAGAUAUUUAACCACAGUCCUGCAGAGGAAGGAGUUGGCGUUCAUGGUUUCUAGCUGCAGAGCCGUGGUGCAGGCCGGGGUUCUCAUGGCAGUCCCUACGAGAGGAGUACAUACAGGCACACUCACCAUCGUCUGGUUCUUUGGAUGUAUUUGUACAGCACAUAUUUCAGACUCAUGCUUUCAUACGCUAAUAUUAAUGUUCGAUUAAGUUGCCGUAUGUUGUGUAUAUGUUCAAGUUGGCUGUUGUGCUAAGUGCUGCUGCGCUUUGAUUUUGCACAUUUUCGUCCGUUUUGUUUAGUCUGUUUCUACAAAUCUAAAGUAUAACACAACUCUAUAAAAUAUGUUCUUUAAAACUUCCCUUGCCCUUAUCAG
Molecule: messenger RNA, 3825 nt
Organism: Lampris incognitus (smalleye Pacific opah)
Lineage: Eukaryota; Metazoa; Chordata; Actinopteri; Lampriformes; Lampridae
Gene: ercc6l
Product: excision repair cross-complementation group 6-like
Exons: 2
Coding region: 27-3392 (1121 amino acids)
Molecular function (GO): ATP-dependent chromatin remodeler activity; ATP binding; DNA translocase activity
Source: RefSeq, a predicted model, not a curated record